AUGAAGCCAGGUAGCCCCCUUCUGAGGUCCACUGGAUGUCAGAGGAGCUGGAGAUGGUUCUUUUCAGCUGGGCUUCUCAUUCUGGAAGUAUUUGCUCUGAGAAAGACACAGGCAGCCCACCACAGGCAUAUGAUUCAGUUGACCGCAGUGGGUACAGGCUACUCUGUCUUGGAACUAAGUGCAAUUAGCCUCAUAGAUGAUGUUGAAGUGGUGUUUUAUAACAAAGCACAGAAGCAAAUUGCUAUCAAGAUACCCUGGGUCUCCAAACUAGUGGGAAUUAAUUAUCUCACACAGCUACAUGAUUUAUUGGUGAGCCAUGAGCAACAUUUCCACUGGACAUUCCAAUUCUUACUACUACGGAAUAACACUAACCCAGACAGAAACCACACAGCCCAGCUCCUGGGAGAAUGUGAAGUGGACAAUGACAUCACAGUAAAGAGUCAUGCCCAUUUAAUUUGGGGUGGGAAGGAAAGUUACCGGAUAGAUGAAGAGGUUGGGCAUUGGGAGAACAUAGAUCCUGAUGUCAAACGAUACCAACAUGUUCUGGAGAGACCUUUAUGGACCAAUCUAAGGAAACGCUACAUGAAGCUAUUUUGUGUUGACAUAAUGAGGAAAAUCGUUGAAUAUUCAAGCAUAAGGGAUAAUGUGGCCCCAGAGGUGGUUGUAUCUCAACAUGUCAGCCCAGAAGGCAGCAUCAUUCUCUCCUGCAUUGCCACAGGUUUCUACCCUCGCUCCAUCAUCAUGCACUGGGAAAAGAAUGGGAAGCUGGGGAUAUGGGGAAAUGAGAGUUCCAGUGGCACCCUGCCCAAUAUGGAUUCCACCUUCUACCUCAAAGUUACCUUAGAACUCCCACCAGAGGACUCAGGUGCAGGUUAUACCUGCGUAAUAGAACAUAGUGAGCUGAAGAGUCCUGCUAUGUAUUCAGUCCCUAGAAAAACCACUAAAAACAAGCCUUGGAUUCUUGCACUGGGCAUCAUGUUAGCUGUCAUGAUACUGCUGAGCUGUGCUGGGGUAUUCAUCAAAUGGAAGAUGAGGAAGACAGGUAUGCAUGUAAGAAGAGAGAAGUGA
Gracilinanus agilis (Agile Gracile Mouse Opossum) is the source of this 1068-nucleotide messenger RNA. RefSeq names its product zinc-alpha-2-glycoprotein-like. Gene Ontology annotation, cellular component: external side of plasma membrane. Gene Ontology annotation, biological process: immune response. The transcript has 5 exons. Lineage: Eukaryota; Metazoa; Chordata; Mammalia; Didelphimorphia; Didelphidae. The record is from RefSeq and is a predicted model, not a curated record. The coding region runs from base 1 to 1068 and encodes 355 amino acids.